This is a messenger RNA of Mesorhabditis spiculigera, 696 nucleotides long. NCBI's taxonomy places the organism in Eukaryota, Metazoa, Nematoda, Chromadorea, Rhabditida, Rhabditidae. The record is from the annotation of a GenBank genome assembly.
AUGACUUUGGAUCACAAUGACGUGUAUUCUACCGCUGAACGCCUGUAUGACGAACUCUGCAAGCUGCGAACGACCGAGGACAAGAUCGGGGCGCGUAACCGUAUGGAGGAAAUGGUCUACUUUGCGUUGGCCAAGCGCAGCUGCAACCUAUCCAGCCGCGAAGAAUUGGACGUGAUCAAGCGAUGGGAUGACUGCGACAAGCAGAUGAUUGACGCCGGCGUUCGGCGCGACCACCGUGCCCCGUCCGCCACCAUCUUUGUGGGCCGGACGGUCGCCACUCAGAAUGCUGAGGAGCUCCAGGCGGCCGAGAAAGCGACGUCGAUAGUCUACACAAAAUGGAAAUCCGCAUGGGCUGAUUGCCUGGCCGUCGUGAGGGAGCGGAAGCUGAGUGUGGCUGCCGUCUGGGCCGCCUUUGCAGAUGAUACCCAAGUAGACGAAGCAUCCAUCGAAUGGCCGCUCGUCGACAUCUACCUGAUGGAGGGUAUCUUUACCUACCCGGACGUGUGGAAGGAGGAGGAGGAGGCCGUCCAGAGCCCCGAUGGGUCCGAAGAGGACGUGAUCACCGACACCGAGCGCGACGAGAUGGACCACCAGCGCGAGCAGGACGGGAUUGCGUUGAAGAAGAACACUGCGGAGGGCGAGCAGCCAUACAACUACGACAACCAGCUGGGCCUCGGGGAGGCGACCUCCGAGGAA